Molecule: messenger RNA, 966 nt
Organism: Homalodisca vitripennis (glassy-winged sharpshooter)
Lineage: Eukaryota; Metazoa; Arthropoda; Insecta; Hemiptera; Cicadellidae
Exons: 2
Coding region: 1-966 (321 amino acids)
Source: RefSeq, a predicted model, not a curated record
AUGGUCUGGUUCCGAAAAAGAGGGUAUUCCCAAGAAGAAGCCAGGGAAUUGGCCUUAAAACCAAUCCCAGAAGAAAGAAAUAAAAAAUUGAACAAACAAAAGGAGGGAAAGAAACCGAAAAGACCUCACUCUGAUGGAUCCACUCCGGAGGCCCAUCAGAGGAAGAAAACAAAGAACGAAGGAAAUCAAGGGGAACACAAGGAGCAAUCUGGACAACCCCAGAAACCUUCCUACAAACAAGCGGUAGCUGGUAUAAGGGUAGGGGUUUUGCACUCCAACUUUCCCGAGACCCUACUCACAACCGAACAGAUGGAGAAGAUCCAGAGCUUCAUCCUGGAAGCUAUCGUGGAAGAACAGGAGGGUCCCUACUCUCCAAGAUUCUACGGUAUCAACAGGAGACAAGGGGUUCUAAUCUUCACCUGCGAAAACACUGAAACAGCAGAAUGGCUUAAAGGAAAGCAAGACUCCCUAAAGCCUUGGGAAGAGGCCAGUCUAAGGAUAGUACCAGAGGAAGAAAUCCCUCGUGCAAGAAUUGCGACUGUCUAUCUUCCUGAUAGUAUACUCGAUACAACCGAAAAGAUAAUGAAGCUCUUAAAAGGACAAAACAAAGAGCUAUCUGUCGGAGAAUGGAAUGUUCUGCAGAGAAGCGACGAGGGGAAGUCUGUCCUACUCACCCUGGCAGUCAACUGCGCUACAGCGAACAAACUUGAGAAGGAAGGUCCAUGGAUCGGCUACAAGUUUGGGAAAGUUCAGCUUAGACUGAAGAAGAAACAUCAAGGAAACAUAGAACAACCCACAAGGGAAGAGGGGACUACAGAGAAAUCUGAGACGGUCACCACAGAAAAAAGGACCGCUGAAGAGAUGGAAGGCUACAAAGGAAGAUAUUUCAAGUUCUGGUAUUUGUUUCUCGGCCACCAGCAAGGCUGUGUCAUCAGCAUACAUCAUGACUUGGCAGAACUCUUGUAG